AUGUCAACACGCCGCCGCCCCGAGCUCGUUGUGCUAGACGGCCGACCGAGCCUCACCCCUCUCAAUCAAUUGCUCGCUGAGAACAUGCUGAAAACGACAAGAUUAUACGUGAGACGCCGUACCCGCCAGUCGGCACAACUGCUGGCCAGAAAGUCCAUAUCGUAUUGGCUUGAUCAAAAACAGCCUCGCUCCAUGGACUCAACAUCCACUCAUGCCAAUUCUGCUUGCGACCGGCUUUUCGCUGUACAGGAACUUGCUGAUGCUAUCUUCGCCCACCUCGACUUUCAUGACACUUCAUGUUGUUUGGCUGUCUCCCGCACUAUCCGACAUGCAGCUCAGCAAACGAAUGCGUCUGUAAGAUUGAAAAUGCCUCUGGUCGAAUGCGAAGAUCACCAUCUGCUCUACAUGGAGAAGCAGCUCGAUCUCAGUACCUCGACGUCGGAUUGGCAGAGACAGCGCUUUUUCAUGAAUUCUGGAACUGUUGUUUUUCCGAAGAAUGCUCCAGCGCCAUUGUUGAUUUCGAUGUACGACAUCAUGAACACCAUUGGCGAACCUUGCCGACGUCGAGUCACUGUCGACAUGUGGUUCUCGGCUACUGGCCACACUCCCAAGGACUUUACGCUUGACGGGAGCUGGCUCAACCUGGCUCUACCAUUGCCGGAUAUCGUCGUCUGGAUCGUUAGCAUAAGUUGUGAUUGUCAUAGGACUGAUUCCUUCUGCGAUAAGCUGGACUCUGACCAGAGUGUGGGUCGUCGUGCUUACAAGAAAGGCACGUCACUCGUUUUCCCGUACAAGCUUGUCACCGAGAACGGGGAUCACUUGAGGCAGAUAGCCAAGUAUUCGAGAAAAGCAUAUCGCAUGCAUCGCCACUGUCGGAAUGACCAUGGUGAUGCUCCAUCUGGACUGUCUUCAAUCACCUUCAAGGCGCUGAAGAGAAACCAAGCCGGGUUUGAUCUAUUAGACACAUCAACACAUUCGACUCGUCCUUCACCAAAACACCGGGCAGAUCCAUUUUCCACGACAUCACCACAAGAGAAGACCAGGAGAGAGACCUUACUCGACAUCGGCCAAGAGCUUGCCCCAAAACAGAGCAUGAAAUGGAGUCUGAUGAUGAGGAGGAUACUUUCACGCGAGAAGCUCUUCAGAGAAAAUAUACCUCCAGAAGAGUUCUUGUAUACCUUGGAGAAGCUCGGUCGGCUCUCAACAUGGGACCGUUUCAUGGGUCGGACCGAGGUGAAGUUAGGCUAUUGA
This is a messenger RNA of Aureobasidium namibiae CBS 147.97, 1251 nucleotides long. RefSeq lists its product as uncharacterized. The coding region runs from base 1 to 1251 and encodes 416 amino acids. The transcript has a single exon. Lineage: Eukaryota; Fungi; Ascomycota; Dothideomycetes; Dothideales; Saccotheciaceae. The record is from RefSeq and is a predicted model, not a curated record.